Molecule: messenger RNA, 1702 nt
Organism: Clarias gariepinus (North African catfish)
Lineage: Eukaryota; Metazoa; Chordata; Actinopteri; Siluriformes; Clariidae
Gene: hwa
Product: huluwa
Exons: 3
Coding region: 115-1047 (310 amino acids)
Source: RefSeq, a predicted model, not a curated record
CACAUCUGAGUGGUUAGUCAGUCGACCGUAUCGCCAUUUUAAAUAACUCGUUAGCUAUUCACUUAUUACCAGUAUCGUUUUUUAUUCGUACUCUAACUCGUAGUUUGUGAUGAAAUGUCUCAGUCGGAAACUGCUGUGCCUUCGUCAGAGCUGCGCGAGAGCCUGCAGGUGUCCAGUCUGACGCUACUGGUGCUUGUACUCAUUCCCUGUGUGGUUCUGCUGCUUCUGUUGAACUGCCUGUUGCUGGGAUACAAACUGCUUCUGUUCGCGAGGAGAAAGCGCGCGCGCCACGGUUCUGAGAGCGUGCUCUUGCGUUCGUCAUCGUCGCUGUCCACGCGCCAGAGAAUCGCCCGUUUUACCGACGACCCGUCGUUCGGACCGGUACGGAAAACGAAGUACGCGUCCGUUUCAGAGCCGAUGCUGGCGCCGCCGAUUACGUCGUCCCUCACGUCAUCUGCAGAGCGGAGGGCUGCCUGUGGGCAGCGAUGCAGGUCGGAAGCGCUCGCGCGACCGGACGGAGCUACGUAUGCGGGCUCAGUGUCGCUUCGCGUGCCGAGCACGGUACUGGGUGCCAGCGGCUCGCGCGCUUGGCGGAAGAGCGCUCCGGUCCUCUUACAGUCCAGCGACUCAGAAAUGGAGCGCGAGAAUGUCGCACCGCCAAAUUCCCCAGAGCAGCUCGUGACCCAGAGCAGGCACGGUUCAUUACCUAUGAUGAUGCGCAGGUCUAGCACUGUAGAGCUGGAGCUGGUUUCUGUCGAUAAGAUCCACAUGGAAGAUGAGCUUAUCAGCAGCAUCCCACAGGAGACCUCAUGCUUCAUAGCAUCUGCAAGCUCCUCAGCUGCCGGACCUGGCCUGGACAGUGACUUCGGUGCAAGUGCAGGUGUGUCGUUGCGCAUCCUGUCGGCGGACAGUGACGGUUUUCCAGGAGCAACUUGGGCAUCUGGUCUUGAGUGGGAUUAUUACGACCCUAGUUACGUCACGCAGAACCACGUUCCCAAACACAGACACCAUGCACCACCUGUCACAACCAAACAGUACUGGGUCUAACCUGCAUUGCUUUCCAGAUUGUACCUGGCGAACUGUCUAGUUUUAAAAUAUUUCACGCAGAACUUCAGCACAUUAUCCACAUGUAUGCUUGCACGGGUCACUUUCCUGCAGUAGAUUGGUUUUUGUGUUUGUUAAGGAGAAUCACCUUUAAUCAUGUAUUUAAAUCACUUAUUUGGUAUGCACUUGUCUUACACUGUUUAUACUUAUGAUAUGUUAUUGGUUUGCACGCAUUUUGUGAUUCACUAUAUAAACCUUCUAUAGUUUAGGCCUUAGAGCACAUUUAACACGAUCAAUGUUUUAAUUCAUGCAUUGACCAGUUGAUACUGUACAUCACCUUUAAUUUAUUUUUAAUUGUCUAAAUAAAACUUUGUACUACUGAUGAGUGAUUUAAAAAGAAACAUUUUAGACAAACUCAGAAUAAAGAAACUUUGAAUUUCCCAAAACUAAAUGGAAGAUGGACAGGAACUUUUUUUCCCCCCAGAGAACUAGAGAAACAGAAAAGUGUCCCAUGUUUGGAGCAUAACCAUUGAUUUAUGUACUGGUUAAACAGCUAUAUCCAUCUAUAGUAGUGGCACCUACUACACUAAGGCAUAAACAUUCAAACUAGACUGUUUUGUAAUAGAAGUGUAUGUAAACUAUCCCACUUAAAAUAAAU